AUGGCUUGUCUGACACAUCUUUGUUUAUUGCUGGUGCUGGUUCCUCGAAUCACCAGUGGUCGAAACGAGAAGGUGACGACGAAGGUACCCGAAAGCGUUUCGGCUAUACCUUCGCAAAAGUGGGACUUCGACGUCACUGCGAAGAAGGCCAAUUGCAUGCACAUUGGUCUUGAUCACGUACCUGAUGAUUUACCAACCAAUACGCUUCGUCUUGACCUGUCCCUGAACGACAUCCACAGUCUUAAGAAUGCGUCUUUCAUCAGAUACACAGCUCUUCUCUUCCUAGAUCUCUCAAGGAAUGACAUCACCAGAAUUCAACAUGCAGCAUUUAAACCUCUUGAGAACCUGGUCACCCUUGAUCUAAGUGACAACCCACGUCUGUCAUCGAUCGAUUCUCUGCAAUGGCUCCAUCACCUGGAACUUCUCUUGUUGAACGGUUGCAAUUUCACAUCGAUUCCAGACGAAGUUUUCAGGAUAUCAUCCAGGUUUCUAAACCUCGAUAUUGGCCACAACAAUCUCACGUCUGUGAACAUAACAAUUUGCAGUGACCUACUACUGCCUGAUCUUAAUAUCGGCUACAACGGAUUUGAAAGAAUAACCCCUGGUACAUUUGCCAUACUGUGUCCUAUGAAUACUAUUGACAUGCAGAACCCAAUCAUGUUCAUUGAUCCUGCAGCCAUCGCGCCUUUACGUGUCCAGAACCUCAUCCUAGGGGCCUUCCCUUUGACCAAUGGGGUGUUGAUUCAGUUGUUCCAAGGUGCAGUGAUCUCUACCAUCAAGGAAAUUUCAAUCAUCGGAAGUGGCUUGGAUACAAUCAUACCAGGUUUAUUCAUUCCCCUCUCCAAUGCUCCUCUCUCCAAUCUUGACCUCUCUUUUAAUGACUUCAUUUCAUUGAACCAUUCCAUAUUUUCAGACUUAACCAACCUCCACCAGCUAAGUUUGAGUGGCAAUUUUAUCUGUGAGAUAGAGCCCGAGCACUUUGCAGGAAUGAAACAAUUGAGGAUUCUUGACCUUGGAUAUAAUAGAAUCCAAAGCAUAAACCCUAAUAAUUCCUCCUGGGACAAGUGUGGAGUAGAUGGUCAUGAAUAG
Lytechinus variegatus (green sea urchin) is the source of this 1089-nucleotide messenger RNA. Its product is annotated as toll-like receptor 3. The transcript has a single exon. Gene Ontology annotation, cellular component: plasma membrane. NCBI's taxonomy places the organism in Eukaryota, Metazoa, Echinodermata, Echinoidea, Temnopleuroida, Toxopneustidae. Gene Ontology annotation, molecular function: protein binding. The record is from RefSeq and is a predicted model, not a curated record. The coding region runs from base 1 to 1089 and encodes 362 amino acids.